UAAAAAAUAAAUUUAGCAUUUUCCUUAAACUUUUUGGCCGUUUGGACCAUUAUCCAUCCUUAUGCGGAUUGGACAGAAGUUGUGUCCGUGCAUUACGCAGUUGACAGUUGGGAGUCGUCGUUCUGAGCAUAGCUCGUGCGUUCGCAAACAGGAAGGAAAGAGUGAGAAAGAAAAUGGGGGAAUCUGAGAAACGGAGCGACCUGGAAGAAACCCUGAAGCCAUUCUACCAACGUGCUUCUGAAGCCGAGGAACGCUUAUCCAGACUUGAAGCUGCCCUUGCAACCAAGAAAGAUUCUGAACAUGAAGACCAUUUAAAGUUGAUUAGUGAACUUCAGUCACGGCUAGAAGAGGCAGGUGCAGAGCUGGUUGCAGAACGAACGAAGGCACAGAAGCUUGCUGUGGAAAAUGCAAAACUUGAGUAUCGUAUAAUUCAUCUUGUCAGGGCAGCAAAGGGGGCGGAUCUCAAGUUGGAGCAAAUAGAGAAGUACUUUUCUUUUGUUAGGCGUUGAUGGGGGAAGCGACUGGAUGCCUUGAAAUCCAAGGAUCCUGGCACUUGAGCUGAGAAAAGCAAUUUGUGGUACUUCUCUUACUCUAGGUCAAUAACUCUAGGAAACCCAAAUACAUAAUUUUUUUUUGAUCGGUAAAAGAAACAUAACACCGAACCCAAAUACAUAAUUUAGAAUGCCAAUGCCGAUUGUCCCUGUCAUAUUUUUGUUAAGCUGUCUGUCAUGCAUGUUCACAUGGGGAUUGCCUUUUUAUAGAACAUGGUCCUUGUGAUCAAACACUUGCAUAGAUUUGUUGAUCUAAAGGAUGGUCCUUGAUCUCAAUCCAAAUCGAAGCAUUCUAGCAUUUCUUUCAA
Messenger RNA from Carya illinoinensis, 859 nucleotides. RefSeq lists its product as uncharacterized. The record is from RefSeq and is a predicted model, not a curated record. The transcript is spliced from 6 exons. Lineage: Eukaryota; Viridiplantae; Streptophyta; Magnoliopsida; Fagales; Juglandaceae. Bases 174 to 509 code for a protein of 111 amino acids.